Messenger RNA from Colossoma macropomum (tambaqui), 2005 nucleotides. RefSeq names its product CD209 antigen-like protein A. The record is from RefSeq and is a predicted model, not a curated record. NCBI's taxonomy places the organism in Eukaryota, Metazoa, Chordata, Actinopteri, Characiformes, Serrasalmidae. Bases 58 to 876 code for a protein of 272 amino acids. The transcript has 5 exons.
AGGUCUUUGUGAAUCACAUCUGUGAGCUUCACUAGUCAGUCGCAGACAGAGAGCAGGAUGGAGAUGAGGGAGAACACAGAUGCAAAUUCAAGGAUUACUGCAGACAGCAAACCUACUGAUGGUGACAUUUCAUGCGAAUACAUUUCUGUAAAUGAGAAGAACUUGAAGACUCACACGACCAGAAGCACCAAGGAAUCUGAGAACUCAGGAUUCUACAGACUGACUGCAGUGUGUCUGGGGCUGCUGUGUGUUCUCCUGCUGGUUGCCAUCACAGUGCUUUGGAUCAAGUUCAACAACCUGACUACAAAGAGAGACCAGUUACAGACCAGUUGCACCAACCUGACUGCAGAGAAAGACCAGUUACAGACCAGAUUACUGGAUGUAAGAAAUGAACGAGAUCAACUGAAGACCAGUUACGCCUCUGUGACGCGUCAGCUUCAGAAUCAGAAAGACUGUCUUCAGAAUUUCUGUAAUCUGGUGAAGGCAGUGCAGGAGGGUUGGACAUUUUUUGAGACCAGUAUGUACUUCAUCUCUACUGAGAACAAGAGCUGGAGUGAAAGCAAACAGGACUGCAGAGAGAGAGGAGCAGACCUGGUGAUCAUAAACAGCAGAGAAGAACAGAACUUUACUGAAAAGUUGAGACGAGGACAGAAAGCUUGGAUUGGUCUGACUGACAGUGAGACAGAGAGGGCCUGGAAAUGGGUGGACGGCUCAGCACUGACCACUGGGUUCUGGGGAAGUGGAGAACCCAACAGUAGAGCAGGAGAUGAGGACUGUGUCAUAACUGGUGACAAGUCUGAUCCUGUAAAUAACUGGGCUGAUUAUCCCUGUAUUAACCGGUUUGUUUGGAUUUGUGAGAAAAGUAUUUUAAACUGAGAGUGUUUUAGAAUGAAUAUCAGGAAUAUCAGCAGUUUGUUUGGAUCUGUAAGGGAAUAUUUAUCUGAAUGGUCACCAGCAUGUGAGUGAAUAACAGCAUAUUUGUAUUUCAUUCAUAACUGUCACUCUUUUAAUUACAUUUGACCUGUGUGCUUAUUAUUUUUUUGAUGGUAGAAGAGAAAAGAGAAACAGGAUAGGGGAAGUCAGACAGUGCUGGCAACUCCUAGAAUCAGAUUUUGAAAAGCUUCAGAAUUGUGUGAUGAUGAUAAUUUGAAGGUGAUGGCAAGUUUAUAACAAGAUCCUUCAAACAGCUUUAAAACAUCAGUUUCUGACAGUUCAGUCUGUCCUGGGAGGUGUUCAACAAAGUGAGCUGAUUUGAAUUAGCCUAGCUUAAUUUAGCCAAACAGUUCACUCCAGGCUCAGUGGGCUCCACUAUCCAGGUGAGGCUGCUAAAUUCCCUUAGGUGAAUAAAGAAAUAACAACAGUAAUUGUAUUUGGCAGUAAAGAAGGAUUACAAAAGGUUAGUGCUCACCUUGAAUCCAGAGGUUAAAGACCUCAACAUCAAGCAGAAAAUUCAACCCAUUUCUAUUCCUGCAGAUUUCUUUGAAAGCAAGAAAAAUAUGGUAUUGUAUUUAGUUGUUGAGGCUUCUGUGUAAUUUUCUAUUUGUUUGUUUUCUGACUGUUUAUGUUCAGGCAAGUGAUCAGACAUCAGAUGUGUGUUUAGAAAGUUUGAUUGCCCCCUAGAGGCUGAAUGAAGUCAGUGCAGGACCUGUUUAUAAUCUAGUCUUUUAAAUAUUUGUCUUAUACAUCUGCUUUUUAUUAUUAAUUUUUACAUUUUACUGUUUUUGAUCAUAUUUACUGAAUUGCAUGAAUUCCAUUUGAAAUGUUAAGCAUGUAUCUGUGUAAGAACUUUAAUUGUCUAAUACAUUUAAUGGAGCUAAUAGAUUAUCUAAUAGAAAUAGCAAUAAAUCAUGAAUAUGUGUUGCUGAUGAUAUUUGUUGUCAUGUUUUAUUUUUUUUUAAAAUGUAUUGAUAUUUUAUGUUGGUGGUGUUUCACUGCAUCAGUUGUGCAAUCAUCACCAUAUUCCUGUAUGAUUCAGAUGAAGUAAUUCAGUCAUUCAGAUGAAUAA